AUGCACCUCGCCUCCAUCACUCUAACUUUGGUACAACUCUAUAAAAGUGAAGAUGACCUGGAGAUUUCAAAGAAGAUUAAGAAUCUCUGGACUGCAUUGGGCUUGGAAGAUACACAGUUGAUGAACUACUCAGUGUUGCUGGAUUUCCCUGGGUCCUCUCCAGGCACCAUCACUGUGAGCAGCACUGGCCAGUGCUUUUAUCCUGAUGGCCAACCUUGCAGGGAAGAAGCCAGAAGAGGCCAUAGCCAAGAUCUGCUCUACUCAUAUGCAGCCUAUUCUGCCAAAGGAACUCUCCAGGCUGAUGUCAUCGAUGUGAGUUAUGGAACUGCAGAUGAUUUAAAAAGGAUCACAAAAUUUAAAAAUACAACAAAUCAAAUUGCACUCCUGAAAUUAGGAAAAUUACCACUGCUGUAUAAGAUUUCCUUAUUGGAAAAGGCUGGCUUUGGAGGUGCUCUUCUCUACACUGACCCUUGUGAUAUCCCAAAGUCCGGAGAUCGUAGCUCUGAGACCUUUAUGGUGACACUGAAUCCAGGAGGAGACCCUUCCACACCUGGGUACCCCAGUCUUGAUGGAAGCUUUAGACAGAGUCGACCAAACCUCACCUCUCUGUUAGUACAGCCCAUCUCAGCAUCCUUCGCUAAAAAACUCAUUCCUUUGCUAAAACUGAGACUGGAUGAUGAUGGCUGUCACCUUCUAGAACUUCCGUAUAAUGAAAAAACAACUGUCCAUUUGCAAGUGCAUACAGUCACAAAAUUUAAAACAGUGACUAAUGUUGUUGGAUAUCUAAAAGGCUUGACAUCACCAGACCGGUAUAUUAUAGUUGGCAGUAACCACCAUGUUGGAUACAGUUAUAAUGGACAAGAAUGGGCCAGCAGUACUGCAAUAAUCACUGCGUUUAUCCAAGCCUUGAUGUUACAAGUGAAGAAAGGAUGGAGACCAGAACGCACUAUUGUUUUCUGUUCAUGGGGAGGAACGACUUGGGGCAAUAUUGGCUCCUAUGAAUGGGGAGAGGAUUUUGCGAAGAUUCUACAAAAGAAUGCUGUGGCUUACAUUAGCCUCCAUAGUCCCGUCCGCGGCAACACCAGUCUGCAUCCGGUAGCAUCUCCAUCUCUCCAGCAACUGGUUCUAGAGUUAUAUUUUAUAACUUUUACUGAACAUGAAGUUGUCUGUGCUGUAUCUCUGUACAAAGACAAGCACACCAUCGUUGGGGUACAGUUUGUGCCCAGCCCCAGUCUCUGUUGGCAUACACUCGACAUGCCUUUCAGAUGGUCACAGAGCUUCCAAAACACAACUCUCCUGGAGAGUAUGUUGGCAGAAGAUGACACUGUUUCUGUUCGGCUGUUGAUGUAG
Messenger RNA from Onychomys torridus (southern grasshopper mouse), 1350 nucleotides. Its product is annotated as inactive N-acetylated-alpha-linked acidic dipeptidase-like protein 2. The transcript is spliced from 10 exons. The record is from RefSeq and is a predicted model, not a curated record. The coding region runs from base 1 to 1350 and encodes 449 amino acids. Lineage: Eukaryota; Metazoa; Chordata; Mammalia; Rodentia; Cricetidae.